UUCGAGUCGCAGCUGCUGUCUGUAAUGGAGUUGCGUACCGUCGUCAUAUGUGGAGCAAGAAGUUGGCACGAUGGAGAAGCCAACUCGAGAACAUAUGUGACGGAAGGGUGAAGAACCUCGAGAAAAAACAAAUAUUAUGUAUAUCGAGGGCAUAGCGAGAAAAGCUGCGCGAAGAGGGGCGCAAAAAGGGUGAACGCACACAUCGAAGAUAAGAGACUGUCAUUAGAGAAAUAUAUGGAUGACACGAACAUUGUGUAAGGAUGUGCGAUCUGCAAAUUGCUGUCGUCCGAGGACAUGAGCAAAAACGCAACAGUAGCAAAAUAAGCGUAAGGAAGGGGAGCAAGGAAGCGAGAUACGCGCAAAAAUGAGAUGAGAUCACAAUGGAAGAAACCGACGACCGAGACGACACUUUGAUGCAUGGAGAAUGAAACGCGAAGUGCGAAUCAGAAAGAAAUCCACUUUUACGAAUCGCAAAAAUCCACUCUGCCGUGAAAAAAAAAAUCGCGAGCAAGGUUGUCGUAUGAGGUGAGGUCGACGAAGAAAUCGCGCGGCCGCCGACACUCGUAAGUGGAGUGCUACCGACUGCAAUAAGAAGUAAACGAAACGUGGAAAAUCCAAUUGAGGGUAGCCGCAAGUGGGAAGAGAUAAAAGGCGGGAAUUGUCGAGGAGAAAUGAGAGGCGGAAGAGAGAGCGAGAGAAUACGAGAGAGGAGGAGAGAGCGGAGACGCGUCGCGAAAAAAUUAGAAGACGAUGUGCAAGGCGAUACGAGAGGCACGAAAAGCCGCUUAGGGGAAAACGCAGGUAUUUCGUGUAAGUUGCGAAAAAUUCAGGGAGAAUGCACGAAUAAAUAACGAAAAAGGAAGAGGAAGAAAGGAUGCUUAAAAAGGAGACAGAAUAGUUGACGCGCCAGCGAAAGAAAAGAAAGGGGCGCGAUCCUAUCUCGGUCUAAACAAAAAGGCGCGAACGAGAUUGCCGAAACACUCGGAAAUACCUGAGGAAAGAGGAGAAGGGUAGGAAUGCAAGGACGGGAAUCAGGGAGCGCCAUCGGGAGGAUAGACGAUGAGAGGCAAGGGUGAAGAACGGGGAGCCAUGGGGACAAGGUAGACAGCCAGGACCAAGGUAACGAGGGAAGAGGAAGAGGACGACGUGGAAAGAAGGAGAGGAUUCGGAUGAGAGACGCCACGUUUAGCGGUAUGUCGCGGGGGGUAAGAGACGAGGACAAGGGGUGGCUAUACGUUGAGGGUGGUACGGGGGGGUGAGGUGACGUCACGCCGGGUCGAUACUCACUCAUACUAUUCCGCGGCGACACGGUAACCUCCCGGCGAUGGCGCACGCGCGCCUUUUACCCUUCUCACCGAGACUCGUACUCGUUCCUCUGAACGCCGCUUCCCGCCAUAUUAGCCACCAUGGGGUAGGCGAGAAUGUGCGACAGGGGUGGCUCGGGGUGUUUCUUCUUCCGAAAGGUAAUCCGCGCGUAAUCUCUCUCUCUCAUUCUCUCUCUCUUUCUAUCUCUCUCUCUCUCUCUGUCUCUCACAUUCUUGUUUCUUCAUCCUCCGUCACUCUAUCAUCAUUCUGCUUGUUUGUCGCACUCAUACCCUCAUCGGGCAUUUAGCUAUGCUACGUCCUACGCGCGCCCUUUCGCACGGUUCGCCGGUCACGUGAGACCGGAAGGAGAUUGGCGGCUUGCGGAAACACUCGAGAAGAGGGACAGGUCGGAGGAAAAGACCCGGCGUCGUCUUCACGGGGCUAACCGAGGACGAUUCGCGCACGCAUGGGACCGCCGCGACGAGGUAGCACGACACGCGCGGUGGUGGACGGGUUCGCCCGGCAGACGGGUGAGACGGAAAGACGGAAAGAGAAGACGGACGGAAUACGGGGGUGGUGGGCUGCGGGAAGGAAGGGCGGCGAGGAACUCCAGGAACCGCCGGCGCCGGCCAGCGAAAGGGGCUGUAAAUCGGCCACGGCAGCGUGGAUGUCCCUGCUGUCGCUCUGCGACCGGAUGUGCGGUACCGCCGCGUGGCUCGUCCCGGUCACAUGCCUCCGCGGGGAGGGCCGGGGGGAAGUGACAGACAUAAGCGCAAGUCCUGGGAGGCAGGCACCUGCCAACCAGUUGCGCCCCAAGGAACCACCCCCCAUGGUCAUUCAAGGAGACUUCAGGAAGGAUCUACCGUUGCAGGUGAGCGGGAUCAGUACAGAGAUCUUCAAGCAGAUCGAGACUGUCGAAAACGAUCAUGACGCUUCGACAGCGGCGGCCCUCGAAGCUGUCGAGCGAAGAGGCGAGAUGGUCGUGCGUGUCAUUGAACCUCGGCAAAUGGGUAGACAGGCUUCCGAGGCGGCGAAAAAAUUUAUUGCCAUGCAGGAUCCUAAACACCCUAUCCACUUUGUCGAGAUAAUCAAACGACCGGGACAGACCCUCGGUCUCUACAUACGCGAAGGCAAUGGCGUCGACAGGAACGAUGGGGUUUUUAUUUCCAGGAUAGCCCUGGAGACUGCCGUCUACAAUAGCGGCUGUUUGAAGGUGGGCGAUGAGAUCUUGGCGGUGAAUCUGGUCGACGUGACGCACAUGAGUCUAGACGAUGUCGUCAUCAUCAUGUCGAUACCGAGGCGACUAGUUUUAGCCACAAGACAUGGUCCACAUCAACCGGUUUCACAUGUCCGUCAGACUGAACACAAGGCGCCACCCGUGGUAGUCAUCAAGAGGGAAUUAAACGAGGAUGAGAAUGACCACGUGACGAGUAAUCAUGUCAGAGAUGGCAGUAGCCGUAGACGAGGCGACGGACGCGAAAUGUUGCCGUCGCGAUCAAGACUCGGUCUCACGGGUUUGGGAUCAAGCCAGGAUCUCGGAUCGAGCAACGGUGAUCUGUACUACAAUUCACGACCGGAAGGUCACUGGUCCUAUCAACCGCCACCGUCGCCGGUUAUUACGCAUCAGCCGAAGCCUUCGACGCAACAUUUUCAAUCAUACGAGCGUGGUUACCCGAAAACGUUGGAAAGCUUAGCUGAGAAAGAUUUUACAAAGGUACACCCCUUCUACACGGGGCCCAUGAUGCCCUCGUCGAAUGGCCGCCGUAUGUCGACGGGUGGCGGAAUGCAAUCAGUCGGCGGCAGGUUGUCGGGUCAAACCGCGCAGUCGACCCAUUAUGGCUACAGCCAGCACGGAACCGGAAGGAUCAUGCCGAGAAGCGGUUCCGACCAGCAUCUACCCCGAGUCGAUUAUACGAGUAUCACGACGCCGGCGCGACAUACCCUUCUUAGAUCCAGCUUGAAAUCAGGUACAUCAGCAUUACGUUACAAUACGAGGUAUGGUGGACAGACUGACAUAACGUCCGCCGCGCAGAGACAAGGACAAUUUGGCACCUUGACGAGGCGACAUCGACCUUCAUUGGAUUAUGCCUCCGACACCGAGGCUACUUGCUCCAGCUCGCCGAAAUCAGCAUAUUACUAUUAUAGGCACAACAUGAACAAUCCACCUCAAAGUAGCGUCGUAUCGCAUUUAGCUACUCUUUCGAGGUCACAAAUCGGUCAGAGUUCCUCAGGUUUAAGGUCAAACUCGUUACCACGAAGCGGUCGGACGUUGCCUCAGCAGCCUGGACUUAGAUCUGGUCUGAGCACAGUCGCGUCGGGUCUGAUCGAUCAAGAGGAUAGCGACGGCGCUCUAUCGGCGCCGGAAUUGCCUUCCAUCAGGCGUGAUAGAGGCAGGAUACCGUCCUCGCCGAGCGUAUUCACGUCGGAUGAGUAUCGUGCCUGGCUAAGUCGCACCCCGAGUACCAGCGCCUUGUACGAGCAGAUCAGGGCGACCACAAGUAGACCACCUCGUUACACGUAUAGCGCCGAGAAUAUUCACGCAGCUGUCAAUCAGGGUGAAUACGGCAGUUACGGUGGGUACAGACCGCUCUCGAGCACACUCGAUCGCCUGUCGACGAGAUCGGCGUCAGCCCAACAGGUCAAUCUGGCAAAUCUCAGAGCGUCGACGGCAAUCAGCUCGACAUGUCAUCGCGGUACAACGAAUCCAAGGCCAGCCUCGGUAGCAUCGAGCGCCCGAUCGUCCCUCGUAACCCAGAAACCAUCGUUAACGAGCUCCGUGAGCCAGCGGGCGACAUCAGUCAGGAGAAUUAGAAAUCUGUUGGAUCUUGAAUCUACGAGGAGUAUACCUACCCCAACGCCUACCAGAACUCAGGGUCAAAUACUGCUAGAUAUUAAUCCUGCAGAGUUCCUCAAGUAUAAGAUAGAGAAGCCGCCGACCGUGGGCACUCCGAGCUCAACGAGCUCCCUUUUGAGUUCACUCGGGGAGACGACUGGUGGCGAUUUCGCGAGCGGAGUCAGCGGAUUAUUAUCGGUUCAUCUCUUAGCGGGACGUGGGCUUCGAACGACUACGACCUCCUCGGCUGCCACUACACCUUCCACUCCUUCCGGUCAGCCAAACUUAGCUAGUUGCGGCUUGCGAGACUUGUACUGCGUACUGGAAUGCGACAGGGUGCACAAAGCGCGAACAGUAGUGCGAACCGGCGAUUUAAUGUUCGACUGGGACGAGACCUUCGAGCUGGAUCUCGUAGGCAAUAGGCAGCUGGAUCUGCUCGUUUACUCUUGGGACCCGCAGUACAGGCAUAAGCUCUGUUACAAGGGAUCGGUGCAUUUAGCGAGUCUGCUGAAAGAAUCGCCGGAGCAUCAACUGGCCGUUAAAGUCGAGCCACGCGGCACAAUCUACUUAAAACUGCGAUACACCGACGCUCAACAAACUUUCCGUCGAAGAGGUUUACCGGUCAUAUCUCUAGCUACAAGGGUAGCACCUCUUUUCGGAGUUGAUCUAGAUACAGUGGUAAGUCGAGAAACUAAGACUGGCGGAGUUCCCGGUGGAGUUUCCACGGCUUUGGCGAUGGGAGUCCCGAACGUUCCGAUUAUCGUGUGGCGUUGCGUCGAGGAGGUGGAGAGAAGAGGGCUCGACAUCAUCGGUUUGUAUAGACUCUGCGGUUCGGCGACCAAGAAGAGAAUACUUAGAGAAGCUUUCGAAAGGAAUGCACGGUCUGUAAAUCUGUCGCCUGACAACGUGCCGGAUAUCAAUGUCAUCACAGGCGUUCUGAAGGAUUAUUUACGAGAACUUCCGGAACCUCUCUUCACGAAGUGCCUCUACCAAAUGAUGGUCGAUGCACUGGCCGUCUGUUUGCCGGACGACCCGCAGGGCAACGCUAAGCUUAUGUUCAGUAUACUAGAUUGUUUGCCUAAGGUCAAUAGGUGCACAUUGAUUUACUUGCUGGAUCAUUUGGCGAUGGUGGUAUCGCAAUGCAAUAAAAUGUCACCAGCAAGUCUUGCCGUUUGUUUCGGCCCAGUAUUGAUGUUACAUUCCGAUGAAAAUGGACCUCCGCUGGAUUUCCAACAACCGAUAGCCGUGCUUAAGUAUUUACUGGAGAUUUGGCCAGUCAAGUCAGUUCGGAAGACUUCUUCAGUCGGUUCAACACUUCCUCGAGUUAUGCCAGCAGUCGAGCGCAGCAGCAGUCAGCAACAUCUGCAACAGGCGCAGCAAUUGGUGCAACAACAGCUACAGGCGCAACUACAGGGAACAUUGGGACGCACAGGGCUGCCUUGGCAGCAGCCACCCUCACUUCAUCAUCAACCCCAAACUACGGCAGCCGCAGUCCUCGGGCCCUCUAUUCGUCCUCCACCACCGGUCAAACCUCGUCAGGUGAUAGUCUCGUCUCCCGGUUCACCUAGUAGCGAAGAGUCAGAGGCCUCGCCGGAGCCGAUUAACAAAGGCCUUCUGGGCAAUUUAGGAUACGAAAAGAGCGACGAGACGACGACGACGACGACGACGACGUCGAGCACGUCGGGCGGAAUUAAUAUCGGGGUCGGCGUCGGUGCCGGCGUCGAGCAGAUCACGCCAACGAGCAGCGUCGACACCGAAGAAGGUAAUCCUCAUCAUCCCGAAGAGGGCGAGAAGGGCGUCGAAGGUGAUGUCGAGGCGAGUGACGACGAUCGGCAUCAGCACAUACCUAAAACGCAUUAAUCGCUGCCGUCACGCGAGCGAUGAACGCAGUGAGUAACGAAGAGGCUGUGCGAGAGGAGACGACUUUUCGCGAACAAACGUACAUCAAAGUUAGAGGAUUGUUUCGUCAUUUUACGCUUCGAGGCUGGACGUGCGGGCCAAAGGAUAGGUCGAUCGGUUCAGAAACGGAAUUGUGCCGGAAAUAGGGAUUACUUGUUAAUUUCGUAAGAUCGUCCUGUAAAUGUUCUCGAAUUAAUCGUUUAGUUUUGUAAAUAUGAGAUAGAAAACACAUGUCAAAAUGAGUAAGUCUUUGGACGCAAGUCUGUGUUGCACGGUGCUAAUACUCGAAUGUCGAUUUGUAAGAAUCUUUGUUACACAUUUCGAUCGAGAGCUAUCGUGAUUAAUUGAUUUAGUCAAUUGUGUUGGGCAUGGCUGCUUGCGAGAAGGAUUUGUUAAAGUUAAAUGAAAAGGGAACAAAAAAAGAGAGAGAGAGAGAUGGGAAAAUGAUCUCGUUCGAUUAAUAGUCGGAUUAUACUGAAGAACUGCAAAUAUAUAGCGAAAUUAAACUAGCGAUGUAUGUUAAAUUUUUCCCUUCAAUGUCAUGUCUCAUUUUCUAAUUGAGUUUCGUGCAAAGCUAAAAUAUGCGAUUUAUAUAGUUAAAUACAUGAGAGACGCGACAGCACUACCGAAAUGAUGAAGCUAUUAAAAUGAAGAAAGUGCGAGUGCUAUACGACUAUAUAUUACUUAUUACAGAAAGAUAGAUCAGAGACACGCAUUCCUUCUAUCGGAGGCAACAAUAGCCGGAACUGAAAUGAUAAAACAAGUUUCCGCAACAAGUUAAAGAGAUAUUAUUCACCACGUUAGAAAGUCGCUACCGGGAUAGCAAUUUCAACAACCGCAAGCACACGUUCAGUCCUCCAUACAUUAUGGAAGUUUCUCCGAGUUAUGACCUUUCGAGUCAUGAUCUCUUAAAGCAAAUGGUAGAAUGCAAAUAAUCGCAUACACCUUGCCCUCGAUGCUCUUUUCCGGGAAGUUGCAUAACGAUGAGGAAAGAAAAAAGGUGGAGGAGAAGAAGGAGGUGGAAACGAGAUUGUCCCUCCGCGAUCGUCAUCGUCGACAUCUCACUAUCAUCAACAUGACACACAAUAAUAACACGACACACAGAACUUGAGCGAGCGAGCCGGUCAACGAGGAUGCGCACGUGGCAUACAUAAUAAUCAGUUUAUAUGCGAAUAUACUAUAUAUACAUAUUAUAUAUACAUAUGUAGACUAGUCACGAUAUUACGUGUGCUUUUGAUAAAAAACUAUUACUUGUAGCGUUAGCUAGCUCUCGUAUACAGAAAUAAAAAGAUACAUGAACAAACAAAUCGACAAACAAACAAAUAAACAAACAACUAAACUAGACGAUAUACAUAAUAUACAUAUAAAGAUGUUAUAUAUACUUUGGGAAAGAGAAAGUGUGCGUGUGUGGGAAGACGGUGUUUCGACAUGUCGACAAUAGGACACGUAAGAAUCGUUUGGACAGGUUCGCAUCAAGAGUAUAGUAUCGGAAAAUCAACUGUGUGGCUAUUGUAUCAAUACCAGUCGAUUGAUUGUCCGAGAUUCGGAUCGUGAUCGAAGUAAAGGGAGGAAGAAGGAGGGGUUACCGCAGGAGAAACUGAUCGAAAAUGAUAAUAAUUACGAGUAAACAAAGAAACGCUACGAUUAAUUAACUAUACUUUUAAAAAGAAAACGUAAAAACGAGUAAAAAAUAGCCAGUAUUAUUAUGCGUCUAAAGCUGUAAAAUGAUGAUCGCGCGAAAGAGAGAGAGUGAAAGAAUGAAAAAGAUAGAGAGAGAGAGAGAGAGAGAGCAGGGAUGUGCGAAUAGUCUAAUAUAAAAAUAAUAAACGAUUAUAAAGAAGAAGAGACAAAGGGAAAGGGGAGGGUUAAACGUAGAUACGCGAAUGUCGCUCUUGUUGAGAACAAUUGGGCGACGAUCAGAUACGCACUACGACGCCGGAACAAAGCCACGAGCGGAUCGCGAUUGCCUAUCAUCGUCAUAAUUAUCACUGUAACGCACCAUCGCCGUCAUUAUCGUCGCUCGAUUUCACCCUCGUGGUUUGGUUCGCAAAAUAUAAAAAGGAUGCACUGUAAUCUGUAUAAACACGCACGUAUAAAUAGAUAUAUAAAUACAUCUGUAAUCUCUCUUCUUUUCGCACAGUUAGUGUUAUCGCGCGGGAUAUUUAACGGGGGAGGGGAAGUAGCCGCGAAAUUCAAACUAAUUGUAUAAUUGAGUGUAAUGUGUAUAUAUACGUA
Molecule: messenger RNA, 8272 nt
Organism: Camponotus floridanus (Florida carpenter ant)
Lineage: Eukaryota; Metazoa; Arthropoda; Insecta; Hymenoptera; Formicidae
Gene: RhoGAP100F
Product: rho GTPase-activating protein 100F
Exons: 20
Coding region: 1772-5998 (1408 amino acids)
Biological process (GO): signal transduction
Molecular function (GO): protein binding
Source: RefSeq, a predicted model, not a curated record